Lutzomyia longipalpis is the source of this 3005-nucleotide messenger RNA. RefSeq names its product venom dipeptidyl peptidase 4. The transcript has 9 exons. NCBI's taxonomy places the organism in Eukaryota, Metazoa, Arthropoda, Insecta, Diptera, Psychodidae. Bases 431 to 2686 code for a protein of 751 amino acids. Gene Ontology annotation, molecular function: dipeptidyl-peptidase activity; serine-type peptidase activity. The record is from RefSeq and is a predicted model, not a curated record. Gene Ontology annotation, biological process: proteolysis.
GACCAUUUAAGUGUUAUUUUUUGUUGUAGGUUACACUGUGAAAAGUGAAAGAACGUGUAAUGAUUAUUGAUUACUAGAGAAGUUCUUGUUUCACGACAAUCAACAUACAAAGCAAAUCAGUACUGAUUUUAUUGUCGUGAAACACUCAAAGAAUUUUAUUGACAUAAUUUCUAUUACCUUUUGAUGUUCUUCUAAAUGAAUAAAUCUUAUAUGAGAAAUAUUAUGGAGUAUUUGUUGAGAAAUGUAUGAGAAAAUUUAUUGGGAUUGCCACAGAGCCAACUAACUCACUAUAAAUACUUACAUAUAUAGAUAUAGGCAUUCCCGUAUAAUCUAAAAACAAUUGUAUAAGCGCUUUAUCAGUUUUUGAAAAAGCACUCAAUAGUCAGUAUUCAUCUGCUGGCUGUUCCGUGCGAUUGCUCUUCUGUGAAAAAUGAAAGUGAAUCUACUGCAUUUAGUCUUUGUGGGAAUAUUUAUUACCCAAUCUUCUUGUGUUCCUGUUGGAGAACCACGACAAUCAGACAAGAGACCUUUGGUAUUUGAGGAUGUUGUACCAGGAUCGAGAUUCUCCCAGAGAGGUUUCAAUGGUACCUGGAUGACAGGCACGGAAUUUCUCUAUCGCAACAGCGAAGGUGAUUACAAUAUUUACAAUAUUGAGAGCAGAAGUGAUCGUCUUUUCCUCUCACGAGAUGCUCUGACCGGUUGGAGUGGUGCGAGUUUUACAUUCUCAAGGGAUUACACGAGAAUCCUUAUUCGGUACAGCGUGAGAUCCAUCUUCAGGCACUCAAUUGUGGCCAAAUAUGCUGUGUAUGAUAUAUCUUCGGGAACAUCAACCAAUGUGGCAAGUGCGGAGGAAUUGAAUGUCUGUGUAUGGUCACCUGUAGACUCAAAUACCCUGGCCUUUGUCAAGGAUAACGACGUGUACUUGAAAAAAUUGGACGGACAGGAGACUCGGUUAACUUUUGAUGGAGUCCCCGGGGUUAUUUACAACGGUGUCCCGGAUUGGGUGUACGAGGAAGAGGUCCUUGGGAGUGGGGCAGCACUGUGGGUGUCACCAAAUGGUGGAAAAAUUUCCAUUGCCAGCUUUAAUGACACGGAAGUUAAUGAAUUUAUGUACUUUACAUACGGGCAGCCGGGAAAUAUGGCCAACCAGUACUUUCAGGAAAUUCAUUUACGCUACCCCAAAGUUGGUACAACAAAUCCCACCGUUACCCUGAGAGUUAUGGAUGUAACAGACGUGGGUGGUACGGUGUGGCGUGAUAUCCCAACACCCAUUGAUAUUGUAACAGAUGAUCAUAUCCUGGGUACUGUGUCGUGGUACGAUGACAAUCGUAUUUUAGCUCUAUGGCUCAAUCGACGACAGAACAUUGCCACACUUCAAUCAUGCACAAUUGCCGAUACAAUUUCAUGCAAUGAAAUGAUGCGUUUUUCCGAACCAUCAGGCUGGGUUAGUAUCAAUACACCCAGAUGCUACCAAAAUGCCAAUGUUUGUCUUAUGGUUGCCAAUUCGGAGGGAUGGUACAAAGUAUGGCGAUAUGAUUUUGCUACAUCCACCCCAACCGUCCUCACCCCAACUGGCUACACCGUGUCCAGCAUAUAUGGCUAUGAUGAAGAGAAUCAAAAUCUCUACUAUCUCACCGUUCCCGGAAACAAUCCGCAGCAGCGUCAAGUUUUUCGUGAUUCCACAUGUCUCACAUGCACCGCCAAGAGCCCUGAAGGUAAUGACUGCACCUACGCAAGUGCCAGCUUCAGUCGGGAUUUCUCCUAUUAUUCACUCACAUGUUCCGGCCCUGAUCCAUCGUACACUCAUCUAUUUCGAACAGCGGACAACACCCAAAUAAUGGCAUGGGAGGAGAACUUGUCAACACGCACGAGUUUAACGGCAAUAGAUUUGCCACAGAUCAAAUAUCUCAAAGUGCCCGUUGAAGGUCGAUUUGAGGCAUCGGUGCGCCUUCGUUUGCCCCCCAAUAUUGAUUAUCCCACCGGGAAUGGCCAGAAGUACCCAAUGAUUGUCUAUGUAUACGGCGGUCCGAAUUCAGCUCGUGUUACGGAUUCUUUCGGUGUUGGCUUUGGGGAUUUCAUGGUGAGCGGACAUCAUGUAAUUGAGGCGCAAAUUGAUGGACGCGGUACAGCAAAUCAGGGCACACAAUUCCUCUUUACGCUCAACAAUCACUUGGGCACCGUGGAAAUUGUUGAUCAAAUUGCCGUCACUAAAUAUCUUCAGGAUAAUUUUGACUUUAUCGAUGCCGAACGUACGGGGAUCUGGGGAUGGAGCUAUGGGGGCUAUGCAACCGCAAUGGCAUUGGCACAGGAUACCGAAAGAGUUUUCCAAUGUGGGAUUUCCGUUGCGCCAGUCAUUUCUUGGAUCUAUUACGAUUCAAUUUACACAGAACGAUACAUGGGACUCCCCAAUGCAACAUUCAAUGAAGUAGGUUACAAUGCCAGUGAUAUUACGAGGAAGAUUGAGGAGUUCAAACACCACGACUUCCUCCUCAUUCACGGCAAUGCCGAUGACAACGUACAUUUCCAGAAUUCCAUGAUGCUAAGCCGAGUGCUCCAACAGGCAAAUAUAAUAUUUGAGCAGAUGAGUUACCCAGACGAGGCACACGGUUUAAACGGAGUCUCGAGGCAUUUGUACCACCUAAUGGAAUCAUUCUGGAUGCAAUGUCUCAGUAUUGAGGAGUCUUAGCGUGCGGAGGCAACAAUUUAACACCUUUUUCUGUGCCAUUCGCUGCAAAAAACAAAGCUUCUCUAAUGUGCCUUCUUCCCAUCUAAUCCACAUUUCCAAAAGAAUCGCAAAAGCUGUUAAUCUUCAACGCAGAUGCCCCAAUACAUGCUAAUGCCCCCCAAAACGUUAUAAAUCUUUCUAAUAUUGAAAAUUAUGACUCAAUCGUGAGUUCGUGAACUUCAGAGAUCAACAAACUUCCAUUUAAAAAAAAUUGUACAUGAGAGAUAUUUUAUUUUUGUAUACAAAAUAAAAGAUUUUGAAUACAUUUUAUUUUUAGCAA